This is a messenger RNA of Nerophis ophidion (straightnose pipefish), 972 nucleotides long. RefSeq names its product IQ motif containing C (gene iqcc). Gene Ontology annotation, molecular function: protein binding. NCBI's taxonomy places the organism in Eukaryota, Metazoa, Chordata, Actinopteri, Syngnathiformes, Syngnathidae. The record is from RefSeq and is a predicted model, not a curated record. Bases 52 to 879 code for a protein of 275 amino acids. The transcript is spliced from 5 exons.
UAUUUCAUUUUUUGUUUUUAGCACCGGAAGUACACAAAGGCGUCCCGCGCUAUGACAUGUAGUUAUAGUCGUGUUACCAUAGUGAUGGACAGGCGUAACUUUGAAAAGACACUCACCCUUUUUCAAGCGUGUAUUCGUGGAUAUUCGGUGAGAGAGGAGUUGCGUCGUGCACGGACGCUCUUUGAGGACGUCGUGAAAGAGAUUGAUGGCACUUUGGCUCAUUUAGAGUGGAGGGACGCCAUCAUCUCCACCCCCCACUUCACGGACACGGAUGGCCCCCUGCACCGUACCAGUAAAGCUGAAGGACCAGACGUCAAUGUCUCCUUACAAAACCCAGAAGCAGCAGGUGGGGGGAUGCAUUGUGUCCUGCUGCAGAAUGUAGAAGAAGAGAACGAUGCACAAGGAAGUGGCAAACUGCAGAAUCUAGAAGAAGAGAAAGAUGCACAAGGAAGGGGCAAACUGCAGAAUCUAGAAGAAGAGAAAGAUGCACAAGGAAGUGGCAAACUGCAGAAUGUAGAAGAAGAGAAAGAUGCACAAGGAAUUGGCAAACAAACAAUGGAGUUUUUAGAAAGCAGCCAUUCCCCCGAGGCAGGACAGAAUGUUAGCUGUGACGAGGUUCUGAAGAGCACAGGAGACUCCACAUCCAUCUGGAGAAGUAUAAGUCUGGAAUCGUAUCCUCCUCACAAAGGUCGGCUGCGGUACCGCUCAGUCAAGGAGGUUCCUCCCAAUCCGGAGGCCUUGCGUUUCCAUAGAGACGCCCUGACCAUGGAGUUACUGUGGCUGCAGCAGGCCAUUGACAGCAGGAAAAAGUAUUUGUCUCUGAAGGAAAAACUCAGCAUGACUGAAGCUGAACCUCACUUUAAAACACAUAUUAAAUGAAAUUAUAUCCACAUAUUUAUGAUGUAUGACUGUAUAUUUUGCAUUAUAUUUGAUAUGAAAAAUGAAUAAAUGUUUAUUUUGUAAUACGUCAAA